AGAGGAGAGAGAAAGGGAGUCCCUUCCUCAGAGCUUCUCUCAAUCAUUCUCUCUUCUCUUCUUCCUCCAAUCAUAUAUUUCUCUCACUCUUCUCUCUUUCUCCCUCACUAUUUCCGGCGAGGGAGCACCCAGUAGAGGAGUAGAAGAAACAAAGAAUCUCUCUUCUUACGUGAAUUUCCCUCCUUCUGUCUCUCGAUCACGACGAGAUUUCCUUUGAAUCUCUCGAAAAUCCAUCUGUAAUGGCGUUCUUUCGACUGUUCGUCCUCCCAAUUUAGGGUUUCAUUAACUGAAUUCUUGAUUUUUCUGUACUGAUUCCUUUAGCCUGUCCCGGAGCUUGGAGUCCGAGGGGUUGCUCACGAGUGAUCCAUUGGGGAAGUCAGUGGGAUGGAGCAGUCUUCAGAUCAUUCAUUCUCAGGUCCUUCUAAGAUACCAUCAGUAAAUAUUCCUCAAAAAGUGAGAAGUGGUGCAUGGGGGAUUCCAUCUGGAUCUGCUGCAUAUAAUGCCUCAAGUGAUGCUAGCCUCUUUUCAUGCUCAUUACCUGUUCUUCCACAUGAAAAGUUUAACUUUGCAGAUUUGGAACAUGGGGGUCAAUCUGUUGAUGAUGCCUCAUCCACCUUAAAUAAGCUACCUCAAGAUGUGGAAGGUAAGGAUCCUACUGAAGAUGUUGGGUCACAUGCAAUAGGAAGCCUUCUACCUGAUGAUGAAGAUGAACUCUUAGCUGGCAUAAUGGAUGAUUUCGACCUUAGUGGGUUGCCUAGUCAAUUGGAGGACCUAGAAGAUUAUGACCUUUUUGGAAGUGGAGGGGGUAUGGAGAUGGAUUUUGAUCCUCAGGAGAGUCUCAGUAUGGGUAUGUCAAAGGUAAACUUAAAUGAUGGCAUUGCUGGCAAUGGGGCUACUCAGUAUGGUCUUCCGAAUGGUGUUGGAACUGUUGCUGGGGAGCAUCCAUAUGGGGAACAUCCCUCUAGAACACUCUUUGUGCGCAACAUCAAUAGUAAUGUUGAAGAUUCAGAACUGAGAAGUCUGUUUGAGCAAUAUGGUGCUAUAAGGACCCUUUAUACUGCAUGCAAGCAUAGGGGCUUUGUGAUGAUUUCUUAUUAUGACAUCCGGGCUGCUCGGACGGCUAUGCGUGCACUACAAAAUAAGCCCUUGCGACGGAGAAAACUUGACAUUCACUUUUCAAUCCCAAAGGAUAACCCAUCAGAUAAGGAUAUUAAUCAAGGAACUCUUGUAGUUUUCAAUUUGGAUCCAUCCGUUUCAAAUGAUGAUCUCCGUCAGAUUUUUGGGGCUUAUGGGGAAGUUAAAGAGAUCAGGGAGACACCACACAAGCGGCACCAUAAAUUUAUUGAAUUUUAUGAUGUCAGAGCUGCAGAAGCAGCACUUAGGGCAUUAAAUAGGAGUGACAUUGCUGGGAAACGCAUAAAACUUGAACCUAGCCGACCUGGUGGAGCACGCCGGAACUUGAUGCAGCAAUUGAGCCAAGAGCUAGAACAAGAUGAAACUAGGAGUUUUCGACAUCAAGUGGGUUCACCAAUUACUAACUCCCCUCCUGGUAACUGGGCCCAAUUUAGCAGCCCAGUUGAGCAUAGCCCUUUGCAAGGUCUGAGUCAGUCUCCUGGUUUAGGAACAGUUAAUCCUAUGAAUGGCAAUCAUUUGCCUGGCUUAGCUUCCAUUCUGCCUCCUCUUGGAUCAAACUCUAUGAAGAUUGCACCUAUUGGUAAGGACCAGGGACGGGUUACCCAUGUGGACUCUGUAUUUGCCAAUAACAAUUCGACACAUGGAACUGCCUAUCAGCAAUCUCAUUCCUUUCAAGAGCCAACCUUGAGCCCAAGUCCUGGAACUGUUUCUUCUUUUGGUCCAUCAACCUCAAAUGCAUCUGGUAUUGGAACAUUGUCAGGUCCCCAAUUUCUGUGGGGCAAUCACACACCUUACUCAGAACAUACUAACUCUUCUGCAUGGCCAACACCAUCUAUGGGACAUUCAUAUACAUCCAAUGGGCAUGGGCAGGGCUAUCCUUACUCCAGUCGGCAUGGGUCUUUCCUUGGUUCAUCACACCAUCAUCACCAUCAUGUUGGAUCUGCUCCAUCUGGUGUUCCUUUUGAAAGGCAUUUUGGAUAUUUCCCUGAGUCCCCAGAUACAUCCUUCAUGAGCCCAGUGGCUUUUGGAGGCAUGGGUUUAAACCGCAAUGAGGGUUACAUGUUGAAUGUUGGUGCUCGUGCUGCCAUGAAUAGUGGAGUUCCUAUAUCAGGAAACAUUUCAGAAAAUGGUUCACCCAAUUUCAGAAUGAUGUCUUCACCAAGGCUGGGUCCUAUGUUCCUUGGGGGUGGGCCAUAUCCUGGCCCUGGAACCAGCAUAGAGGGUUUGGCAGAACGGGGGCGUAGUCGCCGUGUUGAGAACAAUGGAAACCAGCUAGAUAGCAAGAAGCAAUAUCAGCUAGAUUUGGAUAAGAUCAUUAGUGGAGAAGAUACUCGUACUACCCUAAUGAUCAAGAACAUCCCUAACAAGUACACCUCAAAGAUGCUGCUGGCUGCCAUUGAUGAAAAUCACAGGGGUACCUAUGAUUUUCUCUACUUGCCAAUUGAUUUUAAGAAUAAAUGCAAUGUGGGUUAUGCAUUUAUCAAUAUGGUCUCUCCUUCCCACAUUAUCCCCUUCUAUGAGGCGUUCAAUGGGAAGAAAUGGGAGAAAUUUAAUAGUGAGAAAGUUGCUUCUCUGGCAUAUGCUCGAAUACAGGGUAAGGCAGCCCUUGUUACUCACUUCCAGAAUUCAAGCUUGAUGAAUGAAGACAAACGGUGUCGUCCAAUUCUAUUCCAUUCAGAGGGCUCAGAUGGUGAUCAGAUCAUCCAAGAACCGUUCCCAUCCAAUACUAUGAAUAUCCGUAUCCGUCAGCCAGAUGGUUCUUACUUGGGGGAUUCACCAGAAAGCCCUCCAAAGGGUAGCUUGGCUGAGAAACUAGAGAAGAGUUAACACUAAACACGUAGAAGGCAGCUUGCUCUCAACUCAAAUGAGAUGAUAGCGAUGAGUUCUAACUGUUGCGUAGAUAUUUCAAGUGUAUAAAAUUGGCAAGAGAAAACCCAGAAAAAAAAAAGCAAAAAAUAUUGUUAAUGUCUGUAUCAUAGGCAUUUUCCACUAUUUGAGCGAAGUUUGUGCCCAGAGCAAUUCACAACUCACAAGAAAUGCUUUGAAGGAAGAAGCAGAGGGAGUGUUUUAUUUGUGUAGAGUCACAGAUUGAUAUUUAAGGGAAGAGAAUAAGGUGAAGAAGAAGCAUACAGUUGAAAAAGUGUGCAUUCUCUCUGCUGCCAAAUGCACACAUCUCACCAGUUGGUGCAUGACUUCUCUCUUCUUUUUUUGUCUAGUCAUUGUAAUGUCGGGGAUGGGGUUGGAUUAUAUUUGCAAAUAUGAAUACGGUGUCUAUAUGGGGGGUACAUUUUGUAUUGAAGUUGAAAUUUUUAGGGGCGGUGAAAGGGGCUGUUAGUAAAAUUGUAUAGAGGGGAGAUGGCAGACCCUGCUUUUAUGUUGUGUUCAAUGUUGUUGUCUUUUGAACUGUGGCAAAUUUGUAUUUAACGAGACAUUCGAUUCUGUACAGAUCGUGCAUCAGAUUUUAUUGCA
Messenger RNA from Nelumbo nucifera (sacred lotus), 3603 nucleotides. RefSeq names its product protein MEI2-like 2. Lineage: Eukaryota; Viridiplantae; Streptophyta; Magnoliopsida; Proteales; Nelumbonaceae. Gene Ontology annotation, molecular function: RNA binding. The record is from RefSeq and is a predicted model, not a curated record.